AUGUCGACCAUAGCACCAACAUCAGCACAACCACGAGACUCGGAAACUUGCUGCACAUCUGCUCUCGACGGCGCAGCAUCGCCGGUGGCCCAGUCGACAUCUCAUAGCACUCGAACCAGCGGCAGAUUCGAGGCAACAAGCCUGCAACCGCAUCUCUCGAGCCUACUUAGCUCUCGUCUACGCAGCGCACGAUGGGAUAAGUGGGAUAAAGAAAAGAACCGUGCUCUCAGUAGAUGCAUAGCCGAGAAUAUCAAGGCCAAGAUGCUCGAGGUCCAGGCGAAAGGAUUCAAGUAUAUAGUGCAAGUGCAACUCGUCGAGAAUUUGGGCCAAGGUGGAAGCCGACCUGGCCUGCCACUGGGAAGACUCGGAUAG
Molecule: messenger RNA, 372 nt
Organism: Ustilago hordei
Lineage: Eukaryota; Fungi; Basidiomycota; Ustilaginomycetes; Ustilaginales; Ustilaginaceae
Exons: 4
Coding region: 1-372 (123 amino acids)
Source: RefSeq, a predicted model, not a curated record